Messenger RNA from Lymnaea stagnalis (great pond snail), 2616 nucleotides. NCBI's taxonomy places the organism in Eukaryota, Metazoa, Mollusca, Gastropoda, Lymnaeidae. The record is from the annotation of a GenBank genome assembly.
AUUUUCACCGAGUAAUCGUCACAAGCAUGACGUCUUAUGCCGUGUUCAUACCAUUAACAUUGUUUUUGACCACUGCAGUAGGUGUGUAAUUCAUGUUUAUUUUUUUAUAUUUUUUUAAAAACUAUUAAUAUAAUUCAAAUUUACUUUUACCAAAUUGCAUGACAUUUCAGGACAGUAUUAAAAUUCUUCAAAUAAAUAUUUAGCAUCGGUAUGCUAUUUAUACGUAUGUAUUGAUAACUCCCAUGUGACUUUCAAACAGUAAAACAUAUUUUAGAUAGGAUAAGAUUCUUUUAUUGAUCCAAAUAAAUGGAAAGUUAUAGAUAUUCAGCACAUAAAUUAAACAAUAUGAAGACGAGACAUUUAUAACAAAUUAUCUCAAACAGCCAUUCAGAGAGCUCUCUUAGCCAAAUCGGGGACUUAUUAGUUCUCAUGACGAUGUGUGCCUUCAGAGGGAGCACGCCGGUAAAUUUCGUGUUCCCGAGGACAUUAUCUAAGAUCAAGUGGAAAGUAUACAAAUAAACUGUUGUUUAAUGAUUCGUUGGCAGGAGAUCGUUGGUGAAUUUAACCUUGCAUGAUAGCGAACAGCAUGUGAAGGGCUGGGAGUUCAAAUCUUUUGUCUCUGAUCGAAAUGUGUAGACUCGUGUUAUGAACGAUUACUAUCUGUCCUACUCUCUUAUCUAACCUCUUAAUCGUGUCAAGACAAAAAUCGCGACCGUCUUUUUUCCAAGAAAACAAGAGUAGGACACACCCCCCACAUUCAACCAAACAGUGUCUGGUCAAAUCAGUCUGUGAGUCAUGCAUUGAUUACAGCGUAACGAAAUGAUGUUUUGUCAAACAGUUGAGAAUCAAGUUUUAGAACCAUGUUUAUUUUAUUUUUUUUUUUGGGGGGGGGGAUUUUCAGGAAGGGUUUAGGCGAAAAGUUUUUUUUGUGUUGGAGAAAAUGAGUGUUCCCCUGGUCAUCGAAACAGCUAGAGAUUAUGUCAAUCAUGGGUCAUCCUUAACUUCGCAGUGACAUAUUAAUGGCUCCUUUAUUUUAUAACUGUUUCCACUACUAUUCCGGAUUUGUAUUUUAAUCGCAAUAUUUGUUAUAUACUGAAAAUAUUUUUUUUCCGUGACCGAGUUAUGUUUUCCAUACUUAUGUUUCGUGAAUAUUAAAAUAAGUAUUAUUUAUACCGGCAUAUAAUUAGUAAAAAUCAUAUUUAAAUGGCAAAAACAGCAUUCACAUAUUGUUAUAAAGAACAAUUAUUUUUGUUAAAAAAGCUACAGUUCUAAAAUGAUUAUAUUAAAAGCGGAUGAGUAAUUCAUUACAGAGAUACUAUGUCUGUCUCGAAAAAACAAAGACUUUAAAUAUAAUGAGAAAAAUUUUAAUAACGUGUUCUUCAUUAUACUCGAUUAUAUAAUAAUAUAAAUACUUUAUAUUUUGUUCUAUAGCUCGCAUUUACUCAAGUUAUAGCAAUGUUAAUUCGGCGUACUUUUUCAUGCUUUACGUUUCUUACACUCUGACGUAAGCCCAAAAAAUAAAUUAUCUGAUUUUGUCCGCAACUAAUUUAUUUUUUAGGCGACUUUUUCUUUUUCCUACUUGGUCUGGUAAUUGGCAUGUACCCGGCAAUAGAGACAUCCUGCGCUAAACCAUGAUAAAUCCAAAGACUUUUUUUUUUUCCUUUCCUAACAGAAUGUCAGCACACUUGCUUUUUAAAAUACCCUAACGAUAUCAACUUUAAAUGUGACGUCAAAGAACAAGAUGCCGUAAAUCUAACGUGGAGUUUAUUUGACACUGAGAGUAACAAAACUUUGAUUAUCAAUAUUUGUGAAGCGACCUUCUGUCACCCUCUCAUUCCAAAGCUGGCAGACGCCCUCUUCCUGGCCUCAGUCACAUCAGAAAAGUCUGGCUUGUACAUUCAGUCGAGCACAUUGCACGCUAACGUGAAGUAUGCUAAUCUUACUAAACUGUCCACCUUCAGACAGUUACGUUGUCAGUAUGAAGAUAAGAUAAUAACUCUCUGUGAUUCGUUUGACGUCCAUGGUAAGAGUUAGACUAAACUAUGUACAGAUGUUUCCUAUUUGGUUUAUAGAGGUUUUUUUUUUUUUCUAAUUGUUUGUUUUUUUUGUUUUUUGGUAAUAACCGUACACGUAAGGCACUUGGGUUAAAUUUAUUAUGUAAGCUUUCUUUCUUGUAACUAAAAAAACCCAAGUAAUUUGCAUUUUAAAUUUUGGAAGUUUGAUUAAUAGCAUGAAAAUUUCGAGCAAAACAUACUGGUGAAUAAGAGGUGGGAGUUCUGUUUUGUUUCCUAUUUCCAUUUUCUUUACAUUGUAUAGAUACGUAUCCUGCAGCCUUAACGCAGUAUCUCCAAUUUAUAAAAGUUGUAAGUAAGUGCUGUUUUUCUGUUUCCAGUCGACCCAACAAAACUUACUGUGUAUGAACUCAACAUAUCGAAGCGCGGAGAUCAGUUUAAUAUUGUGGUUGAGGCCGGCGCUCUUUUUCCAAUACCAGAAUGUACCCUGUAUGUGGAUGUAAGUAAUAUAAUAAGGAACUUGUAUGCAAAGUAAUAUCUUUAGUAUGAAUUAGUAUAGGUAUAUAAGAUGAGAGAGAGAGAGAGAGAAAGGAGAGAGCAAGAG